CAAAGUCAAACUUGGACGAUGCAUUUAUUUUUAUUACUCGGUGCUGUCAUUUGGCAUGUCGCGAGGACAGAAGCAGCAGUGUUACAAAAUACUAAGUUCACUCCUCUGGUCCAUGAUAUAAUAGACAGUUUGGACACGUUUACACCGAAUUAUUUCAAGGCUGUCGCUGAAGUAACGAAUGGCGAUCUUGUUUGCUCGGCACCGACUGCGUUGAUGGUUUUGUCUAUGGCGGUGCUAGGUGCCCAAGGUAAAACCAAACAACAAUUGCAAACGGCUUCCGCUUUCUUCCAAGAUAAAGCACUUGCAGCGAUCGCUUUCCGAAACUACAUUUCGACCUUAAAGGACUACCGGCAUGCUGGUUUGAAAUUAGCGAACAAGGUAUUCGUUCGCCAAGAUUUGCUACCCUACGAAAGGUAUACCACCACUAUAAAAGUGGCCUUCGGUUCAUCAGUGCAGGCUGUGAAUUUCGAGGAUCCUUAUGAAGCCAAUAGGACCAUCAACGAGUGGUUUUCGUCCCAGACGAACAAUCAUAUUAACAAUGUUAUCAAGCCUGAGGAUGUAGAUCGUGCAACGGAUGUCGUCUUCGCAAAUACUGUGUACUUCAGGGGCAUAUGGGCCAACCAAUUUGACAUUCGAGACACAAGUUCGAGAUUCCUUUUCUCUGUAAACCCCUAUACUAAAAGGAAUGUAUCAACUAUGUACAAAUACGGAUUUUUUAAAACUGGUAGAUUUGAAGACCUUAGUGCAACGUUCAUUGAAAUACCAUACAAUAAGAGCAUGAGUAUGGUCGAGGCGCCUCGUAUGUACAUCGUUUUGCCGGACAAGGUUGAUGGCUUGACAGAAUUGGAGAAAAAUGUAGAUAAAUUAACAGUGGAGAGAUUGGCUAGCGGUAAAAUUCUUAAUCUUUAUCUGCUCUUACCGAAAUUCAAAAUUGAGAGCACCAUUCCGGUUGACAAAGUCGUUACAAAAAUGGGAGUGACCGAUAUUCUCUCCUCGAAAGCGGUUGAUCUGACUGACAUUACCCAUUAUCCAAAUAUUAAAAAUGUAAAGUUCAUUCACAAAGUUGUGAUUGAAAUUGACGAAGGGGCUAGCAAACCGGAUCCACCGCCUUACGCAGAAAUGGUGUUAUCAAAAAUAAAUGUGUUCCAUGUGGAUCGUCCUUUUCUCGGUUUCAUCGCAAGCCCCAGUUCCUCGGUCAUAUUCUUCAGCUUCCGUUACACUGGGCCACCGGAAGCAGAAGCCUAAUUUACAAAACUUACGCCAUAUACGCAUAUUGAUCAGCAAUGAUGUAUAUGAUCAAUAAAACUCGAUCAUCUAA
Venturia canescens is the source of this 1318-nucleotide messenger RNA. RefSeq names its product antichymotrypsin-2-like. The coding region runs from base 19 to 1245 and encodes 408 amino acids. Gene Ontology annotation, molecular function: serine-type endopeptidase inhibitor activity. The transcript is spliced from 8 exons. The record is from RefSeq and is a predicted model, not a curated record. Lineage: Eukaryota; Metazoa; Arthropoda; Insecta; Hymenoptera; Ichneumonidae.